CUAGCACCAAGUAGAAGAGUGAUAAGCUCCAACACACCACCACUCUAGUCCCCUUUCAGAUUCUGAAAAUUGGAGCACAAAUUCUUAUUUAAAAGGAGGAGCAACUUACCAAAUAUAUAUAUAAUAUAUGAUAUGAAAUGGAUAUAGUGACCUUCGGAGUUAUAAUCGGCAUAAUCGUUCUCUUCUUCGGCGCUGUUUGCUUCAUCACCAUUGAAGGCACUUGCAAGCGCCGUCCUUCCUAGUCCCAAUCCAAACAGCCCCUUCAAAAACUCAUUUAAGUCUUCAAUAACCCCCCAAAAUGGCGAUUCUCAGUACCCAGAUCUGCUCAAUGUUGGUUCUUGUGGUUUUGGGAAUUGGGUUUUGCUCAAAUCUGGGUUUUGGGCACGAGGGUCAUAGUUCUGGAUCCAGUGAAUCCGCGGUCCGUGAUGAUCAUGCUCAUCACCACUGUGAUCACGGACACGGUCACCAUCACCAUCAUGAUCAUCAUCCUGAGGAGAGGAUGGUUGAAUCGAAGAAGCUACUACCAGAGGAAUUGGCUGAGGAGGAGGAUCUGAAGCUGUACGGAUUUGGGUCCCACCAGAGUCACCAUCACCACCAUGAUCAUCAUCAUCAUCACGAGCAUGGUGCUUCGGAGCUUUCUGGUGCCGGUCUUUGGAUUUAUGCGAUGGGAUGCUCACUGUUGGUGAGCAUGGCUUCCCUCAUUUGCCUGAUAAUUUUGCCUAUAAUAUUUAUCCAAGGAAAACCAUCAAAGGCAGUUGUGGACUCAUUGGCUUUAUUUGGGGCUGGAGCCAUGUUAGGUGAUGCUUUUCUUCACCAAUUGCCACAUGCUUUUGGUGGUGAACACUCCCAUUCACACAAUCAUGAUGUCGAUCAUGCUCCUUUUGGACGUGAGCAUUCACAUUCUCCUAAACAUGCACAUACCUUAAAAGAUCUUUCUGUUGGUUUGUCCGUUUUGGCUGGAAUUGUACUCUUUCUUCUUGUAGAGAAAAUUGUGAGGUAUGUUGAAAAGAAUUCUAAAGGAGCCAAUGUGUGGAACCAUACUCACCACCACCAUCAUCAUAAGAACAGUAAAAAGUUAAAGGAUGACAAUGACGAUGAUAACAAGAUUCAGCAGCAGUCUCUCAAUGAAAAGAAUGAAUGUGUAUCAGAAAUUUCAUCUCAAGGGAAGGUUUUAGAUGGAGGGUCUGAAAAGCAAAAUCAGCCUGAAUCUCUUCGGAAGAGAAAAACUGGCAGUGGUGCUGGAGAAGAUAAUAUUUCAGAUGCUCCAAAUGGCUCCACUGACCAUAUAAAAUCCGUGGUCGAAAAAGAACCUUCUCAUUCUCCAUCAAAUCUUGUGUUUGGUUACCUUAACCUCUUCUCUGAUGGUGUACACAAUUUUACUGAUGGGAUGGCUUUGGGAAGUGCUUUCCUUCUUUAUGGAUCAGUUGGUGGGUGGUCAAGAACUCUGUUUCUGCUUGCACAUGAGCUUCCUCAAGAGGCUUUAGAAGGAUGCAAGCAUGCAAGGUGCCUUGUUUUGUUUCCUAUAAGAAAAUGUGAGCUGAUGGUUUAUUUUACUCCAUAACUAACUGCAUAUAUUCUACUAGGCUUGAUACUUAACCCCACUGCAUUGCAGCAUCUGCUAAAAUUCUAUACCACGGGUAAAAGUGCAAAAUGAAUUGGAUCUAUUAGAUGAACGCCAUUUCUAGUUCUUUUCUUAUGGUAAAUAUAAAUGACACUGUUUCUAGGGCUAAUCGUGCCAGUAGUCCCUAUAUAUUAUCCCUUGUGUCAUUUUGGUCAUUGCAAUUUCAGUUAACUCGAUUUUGCCUCUUAAUUUUAAAUUGUAUCAAUUAAGUCCAAUCGAAAACGGUCAUUACAAUUUUUGACGGAACCAAUUUUCAGGGGCAUAAUGGUCAAUUCAGCUGUUUAUCUCUCUACCUUCCACAAUUAUUGUUUCUUUCUCCCCGACAACCCAGUGCAAACCAUCACCACCUUCCAUCAUCAACGUCAGCUAUUAGCAGUGGCUAUCAACACCACCACCUUCGUUCAUCACUGCUAGCAAUCACCAGCAUCCACCAUCUUCCACCCUCCCAAACCACCACUUCUGCCACCCAAAACCUCUUCCACUCAACCCACUUCACUGUCAUUGCCACCAACUACCAUCAACCAGCCGCAGUCAACCAUUGCUAAAACGCCCUUUUUGCCAUCCAAACCUUCCUCUACCAGCCCGAAACCCAACCCAUCAACAUCAUCCAACUAUCAUCAGCAAGGAAAAAAAAAAAAAAAAAUCAUU
Camellia sinensis is the source of this 2269-nucleotide messenger RNA. The record is from RefSeq and is a predicted model, not a curated record. NCBI's taxonomy places the organism in Eukaryota, Viridiplantae, Streptophyta, Magnoliopsida, Ericales, Theaceae.